Messenger RNA from Dentiscutata heterogama, 140 nucleotides. The record is from the annotation of a GenBank genome assembly. Lineage: Eukaryota; Fungi; Glomeromycota; Glomeromycetes; Diversisporales; Gigasporaceae.
AUGAUAAUUAUAAAGAUAAUACUUAUGAAAAUAAUACUAUUGAUAAAUCUAAUAUCUCUCAAAAUAUAGAAAUUGAUGCUAUUGCUAAAUCUCAAGAUAUAAAAAUUGAUUUUAAGAAUAUAAAUAUAUUGAAGAUAUAG